CUGCCAGACACACACCACACCACACAAGCUGAGUGCAUUGGAAAAAGUAGGAGGGUCGCUGGUUGGCUCUUUAGCUCGUUGCUGCUGCUGCUGCUUAUCUGCGCCUGCAUAAUAAUCGUCCGUCUGUUUUGCCGAGACAAGUGCAGCGUUCAGUGAUUGCACCUGGUAAUGGUGUGCCAGUGAGAGCGAUUUGCCAAAGAAAGCAUGGACCGCAUGGACGAUGGAUGGAUGGAAAACGUGGUGAACAUGAUGUCCGGCAACACCGAUGAGGGAGACAACCUGAACAUAAAAAAGGAGGAGGUGGACCACGCCAACUUCCAGCCUUGUUCGCCAUCCAACAGCAACGUUUACUCGCCCAGCACCACGAUGGAAAUUUGCAGUGACAGCCAAGGAACGCCGCGAUCGCCCAAAUGUCUUAAGUUCGCGUUCGUCGACGCCGGGGCCACCUCUCCCGGCAGCCCCGACAGGCAGUUCUGCUCGAGCACAACGCAAUCCAUCGGAGACCCGAUGAUCACCAGGACAGAGGAAAGCAUGAAAGAAGAUGACUCGCCCCGCAGAUUGUGUUUAGUUUGCGGUGACACGGCAUCUGGCUUCCACUAUGGUGUUGCUUCCUGCGAGGCCUGCAAAGCAUUUUUCAAAAGGACUAUCCAAGGUAACAUUGAGUACACAUGCCCUGCUGCCAACGACUGCGAGAUCAACAAGAGACGACGGAAGGCGUGCCAGGCGUGUCGCUUCCAGAAGUGUCUUCGCAUGGGCAUGCUGAAGGAAGGCGUCCGUCUGGACAGGGUCCGCGGAGGCAGGCAAAAGUACCGUCGCAACCCUGAGAUGCCCUACCAAAUGCAGCACGUUUCCGCUCCCGUCGCGAAACCCUCACUUGAAGAAAAUAAAAUGCUGGAGGUGCUCGGCAACUGCGAACCUGAAAUUCUGCAGGUCGGUCCUGACCAUUGCCACAGCGCGGAUAGCGAGUACCAGACUAUCAGCGUCCUCAGCGAACUCUACGACAGAGAACUCGUUGGGAUCAUUACUUGGGCCAAGCAGAUUCCAGGCUUCAUGGAUCUGUCCCUCAACGACCAAAUGAGGCUCCUGCAGAGCACAUGGGCAGAAAUCCUGACGCUGACCCUGGUGUUCCGGUCACUGCAGAUGUCCUCGAGCAGCGGCGGCAGCAGCGGCAAGCUGAAGUUCGCCUCUGACUUUUGGCUGGACGAGAAGUUGGCUCGUGAAAGUGGAGCGACUGAGAUUUAUCAGCAUUGCAUCCAGAUUUUGUCAAGGUUCAGCCGCCUGUCUUUAGCCCGCGAGGAAUACCUCCUUUUGAAAGCCCUUGUUCUUGUUAACUCUGAUAUCAACGUGGACGAGUUCAUUCCUCUGAAGCAACUGAGGGACACGGUUCUUACUUCACUCACCGACUGUGUUUCUGUACUCAGGCCCAACACCUCGGCCUACCACGUGCAACAACUGCUGCUGAGCCUGCCGGCCCUGCGCCAGGCGGACUUCAUCAUAAGACGGUUCUGGUCGGAUGUGCGCCACGACGCCAAGGUGCCGAUGAAUAAGCUGUUUGUGGAAAUGCUCGAGGCAUGCCAUCGUUGACCUGAUUCACUGAGAGACUGAUUCGUAAUACUACUUCUUAAUUGUUUACUUGCGAAACUGCGAUUCGACAGGAGAUAUUUAGAAAAAUGAGUGUGUUGCUUCGGAAGCAAAAAGUGAUCACAAGGUGCAAGUUUUUUGGCCAAAAUUAUUAUGCUCUCGAGCACCGAGAGAGGGAGGAAGGGGGAAAGAGGUUAUUUUUCCGCAUUUGUUUCUGAUAGAUAUAUACACACAGGUACACUUCUGUUUGUGAUCCUUUUUGAAGUCGAACACUUGCCGCGGAGAGCUUAAAAGCGUCUCGAGGCAAGCCAAAUGCUGUUGGUAAAUGACAUAACUUCAUCAAUUUUGCGAAUUUGACUGUGUAAGGUGAGAGAGAAAGUAAGAGUAGUUGGUAGCAAUCGAGUGAUUAAAAAUCCAUUUCGGUCCAUAGGACCGCGCGUGUAAUCAUGUGUGUUAGAGAGUAAGACUCAUGAGCACCUAAAAUCUACUGUCAUUUACGGAAAUUGCUCGCAUGCAAAUUAAUUCUCUUUAGAAGAGAUCGCGACACACACACAUACGUGGAAUUCGGUGGGUUUUGGAUUCAAAGUGCAAAUAAUCAUACUUACUUCUCAUCCGCAAGAAUCGAGUUUGUGCAUAACUUCCGCCACUUAUGGGUAUACAUGAUAACUUUGUGAUGCUUUUGAGUUGAUUGGUUAUAUACAUAUAUAAUUAUGCUUUAAUUUUCUUUUGUUAUAAUCUUUUUGUAAACUGUUGAAAGCUAUUUUCGUUUUGUGCCAAUCUUUUUUUAAUUGAUUAUUUGUAUCAGCAUCACGCGUGUAACAAUAUUAUUAUGAUUUCUUUGGACAAAGUACACAAAUCAUACACUCACUCACACACAGUUCUCGUGUUUCACAAACCUGGGUAGCUGCAUGUUUUUUGUACAUGGGCCUCGUUAAUUAAUCACUGGAUUCAGCGCACUGCUUGCAAAUUCGAACCCUGUUGAUCAACAAUUGCUGGGGGUAAGGUUCCUUUCUUUUAAGAGUUGUUAGUUGAUUGCGAAAUAAUAUAACAACAAGACUGAGCCAGAAUAUGAUUACAUUGUCACUAACAGUUGAAUCACGGAUACAUAUUCUACUACGCAUAUAUAUACAUUAUAUAUAUUCGCGCGCGCGCGUGCAAGGGAGAGCGUCUAACUCUAAUAAUAAUUAGCCAUUAGUUGUCAACUUAACUGGGGUUAGAGCAGAACGAUACACACACGAUCAGAACUCUACACACCAUUUUAUUAGACCCAUUAGGGGAAUGCGUUUUUAAAAGACUGUCUAGCCAUAUAAAUGUACUGUUUGUUAUCGACGAAAUGUUUAGACCAGAUAGCCACGAAUCGAGGGGUUGCAAUUUAAAAGAUCUUGAUCAUUUACAACAUGUCGCAAUUUAGGCAAGCCGUUAGUACGAAACCCUUCAGUUUCAACUAUUAUCAAGGAAAGAGGAACUAAUUAAGUGUUGCAAUUUGAGAACCGCCGGUCAACUUACAAGGAAACCCUGCGGUCCAACCGCCCCUAACAUAGUAUUUUAUUGCAUCUCUCCUGUACACGUUGGUGAUGUGAACAUGAACCACCAGUCAAAAAUGUUCUAUCUAGAAUUACUGUUGAGUUACAAACUGGACAAAAACAUGCGGUAAAACAUAAAAAAAUCGAUUUAAAACUCCAAUUUUGUUCAAUCACGAUGAUUUUCUGGUUUAUACAUUCUCCUUGACAAAACAAAUAGGAUUAUUCUAAUUUCAUGAAAGUGUACAUGUCUGAUGCAAGUAAUACUUUUAAUUUUGGACGGUAUGCGGGGUUUUCUUAAACGAAAAUGAAAUUAUAUUUUACCAAGACACAGACACACGGAUUAGCCUGCGAAGAUGGAUAGUUGAAAUCUAUAUAUUUAACCCGCGCGCAUUGUUAUAUUAUUAAUUAAGAAGUAAUCGUAGUAAUUCUGGGGCUGGAGAAGUGAACAUUACUAUUAAAACGACACACACAUACACUCGCAUACGUCAUUGGUAGUGUAGUACUUGGGAUGUUAAAUGAAACAAUAUCAUCACCCAUGGACACACACAAACACACAUUUUGAGAUGAAAUGCAUAUAUUUUAUCCACACAUACACACACAAACACACUUGGCAUAAAUGUUGUGCAUAAUUAUUGAAUAUUCUAUUGUAUCAUUGUCAUAGUUGCUUAUUUUUAUGGAGGAAUAUUCAUUUAUUGAUUUCGUUGUUGUUUUCUCUGUUCAACUUUUAUUGCUCUUGAAACUGAAGUAAAUGAUUUAAUUUAGACUCGACUUAUGAUUACUCUUUUUGAUGACACAGAGUAAAUAGAUAGAACAUUAUUUGUCAUGAUCUGCCUUUUGGUCCGAAUUCUUGAGACAAGGGAGUUGUAUUUUUCUGACCUCUGAACAAUUUGUACGAGUCGAAAUCACUUUUUUAAAAAUUAUUGACUUAAAAAUACUCCAUAGUUUGUUGUACAAAAACUGUUCACGCUCGAGAGGCGACGUUCUUUCAGAGUGCUGAAAAUUGUUGAUUUGUAGACAGAAAAGUAUCAAAACGCUGAUCACGUUUGUUAAAUUUCCAGAUGAAUAAUCAGCUGCCUUGUUUGAACCAAAGUUAUACAUAAAAAUGAAUGUAAUAAAUUUCUAUCCAUGCCACAAAA
Messenger RNA from Cloeon dipterum, 4240 nucleotides. It is a transcript of the gene ERR, whose product is annotated as estrogen-related receptor. The transcript has 9 exons. The record is from RefSeq and is a predicted model, not a curated record. NCBI's taxonomy places the organism in Eukaryota, Metazoa, Arthropoda, Insecta, Ephemeroptera, Baetidae. The coding region runs from base 205 to 1584 and encodes 459 amino acids. Gene Ontology annotation, biological process: regulation of transcription by RNA polymerase II. Gene Ontology annotation, molecular function: steroid binding; nuclear receptor activity; nuclear steroid receptor activity. Gene Ontology annotation, cellular component: chromatin; nucleus.